AUGUUAGUGACCGUCAAAGUGUUGUUUUUCGCUAAAUCGAGAGAAAUCGUGGGCCAAAAAUCCGCCGAACUUGACCUGCCGUCCCCCAUCUCCUACAAAAAGCUUUUAGAAACACUCGUCGGCACGUAUUUUUUGGCCGAAAUUGCCCAAAACAUUAUUCUCUCCCUCAAUGAGGAGUUUUGCGACGUGGAAAGUGUCGAAAUUGUGUUAAAACAGGGCGACGAAGUAGCAAUAAUCCCACCUCUGAGUGGCGGUUAG
Tribolium castaneum (red flour beetle) is the source of this 258-nucleotide messenger RNA. RefSeq names its product Molybdenum cofactor synthesis 2A (gene Mocs2A). Gene Ontology annotation, cellular component: cytosol. The transcript has a single exon. Lineage: Eukaryota; Metazoa; Arthropoda; Insecta; Coleoptera; Tenebrionidae. The coding region runs from base 1 to 258 and encodes 85 amino acids. The record is from RefSeq and is a predicted model, not a curated record. Gene Ontology annotation, biological process: Mo-molybdopterin cofactor biosynthetic process.